AUGCCCCCCUCGCGAAGCUCCCACUCACCGCUGGUAUUCGCCCUCCGCGAGUUUCUUUUGCUGGGGUGGAGACGUUGGCUUAGAGCUUCUGGAUUUCUGGAUCAGGAAAAUAGCUCUAGGGAUUGCGGGGGAUGCGACAGGACGAAGUGUUACUGGUCUUGCGCUCCCCAGGAGGUUCGAGAUGAUCAUCUUGGCAAGAAGCUGGAGACGGGCGCAGACGGCCUCGAGGCGGUCUCGAGGCAGCCCAGAGCCAGCCCUAUGUAUCUUAAUCCGGCAUGCUGUUCGUCGCUCGUAGCUUUAAUUUUAAGCUUUUCCGGGGCUCGAGCGGGGGUCGACGGUCAGAGCUGCCAGCUUCUUCGCUUCCAAGGUUCGUCAGAGUUCCACCAGCUGGAGGUCUGUGCCGUGCCUCACGGGCUCGACUGCACGACAACCUCACCUCAAGUCCAACGUCACCAGAUUGCAACAAUAACCGCGCAACCCUUCCUCACCACCGCCGACUGUCUGCUCUGGUCGAGCACGACACAUGUGAAUCUCCUGCUCAGCUGGAGAUUUCGAUCUACCCCAGUCACAUGUCCUUGCGUGUCCUACGCGACAGGGCAAUCAGGCACGAUGGCCGAUCUCAGCGUGCGAUCCUCUGCCGACGACUCGACGAUUGACGCCGACGACCACAAUACCACCCAGCAAUCAUCACCCAUUCGCGCAGAUCCAAGAUCCUCAUUACACCACGUCCUCGACAAUUCUGAUUCCCGACCUCAAUCUCCAUCGGCUGCGCGAAUGAGGGACGAAGUGACGGAAGAUGAAGACGGACGAACUCCACGCGAAAUGACACAGGAAAUGCCGUCUGCGCCCUCUGCGCCGACUACGGCUGGAGGAAGGAAGAAAAAAGAAGCCCAGGCCGCAGCCCUACAGGGCAGUUCACUGUACGUGGGGAACAAAGUGCGUCAUUUGAAGAAGGAUGAUGGAGAGCCCUUGUGGAGGAAGGACAUCCAGUACGAUUUCCUGAAGAGGAUCUUUGAAGAUGACACCAAGUGUUUCACGAAUCCAUACGAGCCUGAAGCAUUGGGGAAACAAACCUUUGCCAAUCUAUACAUCGACGCAAUGGCGCGAAGUAGUAAGACGAGUAAGAUCUUAAGGGAUAAGCUGUUGACGGAGCAUGAACCAGCCAAGAACAUGGCCAUGGUUUGCUUGUUGGUAAAUUUAGGGCGGAUGAAUACCACCCUCAAUUUCUUUCCAGAAAUGAGAGCCCAGCUCCGAACGUAUCAUGCGAUACCCUCUCUUCAGGCACAUCAGGACCCAAAUUCUUACAAGCAGCUGCAGGAUGCUCCCCGACUGAAAUCAAUACUCAAGGGUGCCUCCGAGGACCAACCUGAACCCAACUCACUCGAAGGAAUUAAGAGAAAAGACGUUCCCCGUACUAAUCCAGUCAAUCUUAUCUUCGUGCUUGCGCAAUUCGCGCCCAAGGUUACGGAACUACAUUUCCCGCCGCCCUUGGACUUCUACGAUUUGAUUAUGCGAACUCAGCUAUCGAGCGAAUCACGAGCCAAAGCUUUCCUUUGGCUGAUGUGGUUUUACCUGGAGUCAGAUUUUACUGAAGAAGGCGCUGAAGAAAAUCCUUUUGGAGCUGGCGUUGAUUAUGGCGUUGAUGUACGGAACCAAGGCGUACCACACCUCAAGCCGCUCGACUCAGAAGAAGAGGCAUUGGAAAAUGUUGACACUCCAGAGGAGGUAGAAUAUGGUGUCAUGAAACAGCGUGAACGAAAAAGAAUCAUCGAGGCGGAUCAGGCUGCUUUCCAAGCAGAGCAAGGCCCACCAAAAAGAGGUCCCAAACCAAAACUCCAUCUGCCUCCUGAUGAUGGUGGGCCUAGUCCAGCUGCGUCUUUGUUAGGCAGAAUGCGACCAAAGUUUAGUGAUGACUUGAGUGGCAGCCCAGUUGCUAUGCUAGGUGGUAGAGGUAGGGCAAAGUAUGACUCGGAUAUGGAUAGUACUCGCUCGACACCACCACCUCGAGCUCUUGGUGGGAGAAUGGGAAUUCAUAGUGUGUUGAAUACUGGCAGAGGCAGGGGCAACCUCAAAUACCCGUUCGUUGAUGGUUCCUCGCCUGUCCCUCACCCGGAAGGAGUGGUAGCUAUGAGACGUUCACGACCACUUACAGCCCACCAGCUAGCCGUCGAGCGAAAUCGAAAUCAGAGAGUGGAUUAUAUUCUUAGCCGUGGUUUACGGAAGCAACAUCACCAAGCUAGAAAGAAUCGAAAACGUGAAGGUGCCUUUUUCAGGGCCUUACUGCGCAGCAAUCUCAUGCCACAUCCGUAUGAUGACAGUGAGGGCGAGGAAAGUCUGGCUCGAGAAAGCGCUGCGCCAUUUAGGGAACGAGGGUUCGGUGGACUAGUACAACUCGAAGCCGAGCCAGAUGAUUUUGGUGAAGAGAUGGCUGCUUAUUCGGCGGCUUUCAGACGAGCGGGAAGGCGACUAGAUCGUUGGGAAUCUCGUAAGGAUUUAAAGUUGGGCGUGAUGGGUACGAUGCGUGUUUCUCAGAUCAAGAGUGGAGAUAGCCAUGAUGCUCGCGACAACGACGAAACCGAAGACGAGCAAACCCGGGGGCUUGGAGCAAGUCGUCGGAACGGAAAACAGUCGAAUGAAGAGAACCUCGACGACAUGGAUAAGGAAAUCUUGGGACUAGACAAUGAUGAAGAUGACGAAAUGGAGCUAGAUGAUGUCGAGAAAGAUAUACUAGGCAUUAACGGGGAUGAAACUGAGGUGGAUGAAAUGUUUGAUUAUGAAAGUGAAGAUCGUGAGAGGGAUCCUCCUCGUCCCGACGAGGUACCGGCAUAUAGUCCUUGA
Molecule: messenger RNA, 2838 nt
Organism: Glarea lozoyensis ATCC 20868
Lineage: Eukaryota; Fungi; Ascomycota; Leotiomycetes; Helotiales; Helotiaceae
Exons: 2
Coding region: 1-2838 (945 amino acids)
Cellular component (GO): Ino80 complex
Source: RefSeq, a predicted model, not a curated record